Molecule: messenger RNA, 2312 nt
Organism: Oldenlandia corymbosa var. corymbosa
Lineage: Eukaryota; Viridiplantae; Streptophyta; Magnoliopsida; Gentianales; Rubiaceae
Source: the annotation of a GenBank genome assembly
CCUACGUUUCAUCCGGCCCAUAAUCAACAGCCCAAUAGAUCCAACGGCCCUUUUGAGUUUUAGCAACAAUUAUCCCUUUUAUUAUUUUAUUUUAUUAUUUGGGUAAAAGCAUCUCUGAUAUUUCUCCCGGGAAAAUCAUUUGAUUCUGAGACCACCGCACUCCACCACUAAGCCACCACCUGAGUUUCUUCCUAUGGUCCUCAAAUUCAUCUUCCGUCCUCAUUCUCCCAACUUUAACUUACUCUCUCUGUCUCCCCAGUACUUCCCGAAGCCCCUUUCUCUCCCCUUUUCCUCCACCAAAUCCUUUACCCCCACCACCGUCGCCGCCACCUCCUCAACCCCUUCUUACGGUCCCUCCCUUCAGAAGGGCUACAAUCCUUCUCCCAUUUAUCCCAAUUCAAAACCCCCAGAAGAAACUCAUAAUCCCAUUUCAUUUAACGAAGAGAACUUCACCCGAGUGUUCGACCUUGCCGCCCUUCGUGUCCCCUCGGAGCAUUGCUUUGCGCUAGAGAGCCGCCUGCGGGGGCACCUCCUUAACUGGCCUAGGAUUCGGAACAUUGCCAGAGUCCCUGGAGAUGAAAUUGAUGAUGAAUUGAGAGAAUUGUUUGAUGAUUCUUCCAAUUCCGAUGGCAACUCGAUUGGUGAUGAUGACACAUUGGUGAGUUUAAACAGACGAAUUUACGGAAAGGCUGAUGGGGAUGGAGAGCCAUUGAGUCCAGUCCUGUAUAGGGAUAAGUUAUCCAGGACUUUUAACUCCAAGGGGUAUGUAAAGUUUAGGAAUUUGGCGAAAAUUUCAAGGCCGAAAAAGGGAAGGCAGAAGAAGAAGGAGGAGCAUGGAAAUGAUGGGGGAAAGAAAAGCGGGAAUGAUAAGAAUGGGAUAGCUUUAGUGCAGGUUGUUGAAGCUGAAGAGGAGGAAUGUGAGGGUGGUGAUAUGAGUGGUUUGUUAGGCUAUGAGUUUAAGGGAGUGACCAAAUGGAGGGGUUCCACAAGAUUGUUGCUUUUGGAUGAAACUUAUGUGGAUAAGAGGACUGAGGACUUGCCUGCCGCCAUUAAGGCACUUUUUGAACAGUAUAAUGACAAGAAUGGGCCAUCGGCUAUUGAGCUAGUGAAAUGCAAGUUGACGCUGUUUUAUAAUUACUGGCAGAUGAAUGAGGUUCUGGAAACCAUUUUACCUGAGGGUAUGAUUGUUCCUUCAGGUUUUGAGACCAUUGGGCAUAUUGCUCAUCUGAAUCUGAAAGACGAACAUCUUCCAUACAAGAAUAUAAUCGCAAAGGUAGUUUUAGACAAAAACAAGAAAAAAGUACAAACAGUUGUUAAUAAAGUAGACAUCAUCCAGAACGACUUUAGGACGAUGCAGCUUGAAGUUUUGGCUGGAAACCACUCUCUUGUGACUACUGUGAUCGAAAACGGGCUGCGGUUUCAUGUCGAUUUAGCCACGGUAUACUGGAAUUCUAGGCUUUCAACUGAGAGACAGAGGCUUCUGAAUUACUUUACACGCGAAGAUGUUGUCUGUGAUGUCUUUGCUGGGGUGGGUCCAAUAGCUCUAUCAGCUGCUAGGAAAGUUAAGUGUGUUUACGCCAAUGAUUUGAAUCCUUGUGCAGUUGAUUACUUAGAAAGAAACUGUGUGCUGAAUAAACUGGAGCGGAAGAUCAAGGUUUUCAACAUGGACGGAAGGAGGUUUAUUGACACUAUUUUUGCAAGUGAAAAAGCUCGCCCAAUAACACAAGUAGUCAUGAAUUUGCCAAAUGACGCGGCAGAAUUUCUUGAUGUCUUCAGGGGAAUAUUCCGAAGACAUCAGAAGGAUAAAGAGCACCCUUUACCCAGAAUUUAUGUGUACGGGUUCUCAAAAGCUCCUGAUCCUGAGUUUGACAUCCACGAGCGCAUCAGAAUCGCUCUGUCUGAGGUGGCUUUCGAAGUGGAUGUGCGUAAAGUUCGCCUUGUUGCUCCAGGUAAAUGGAUGUUGUGUGCAUCGUUUAUCCUACCUCACAUCGUGGCAUAUGCAAAAAACAGUGCCAAUCUUGUAAACUAGAGAUGUUUUUGGCUUCGCUACCUGAAGAUCAGGUGUAAGCUAGAAUGUAUAUGUGUAUUCAUCAAACCUCCAGGUUCUUUUAGUCCUUUUUUGUUUUGUGUUUUUUUUCCCUGCGGAUGCAGGAAUUAUUUAAGUUAAUGUUCAAGGUUAGUUUCUGCCUUUUUGGAGAGAAUAGCUGAGUAAAGAAUGUACAAAUGAUCCAAAGACUUGAUCCCGAACUUUCUGUAUACUUCUAUGAUCCAAGUUAAUGAAAGAUCUCUAGUUUUACUUUCUUGCCGUCGAA